Symbiodinium pilosum is the source of this 3858-nucleotide messenger RNA. The record is from the annotation of a GenBank genome assembly. NCBI's taxonomy places the organism in Eukaryota, Dinophyceae, Suessiales, Symbiodiniaceae.
AUGAAAGGAUUCGCACAGAGCUCUUCGCAAAGCAGCAUUCGGCAGCGCCGUGGUGAUUCAGAUGCGUCCUUGUAUGAGCGCGAAUCCAGUGCCAGCUAUGCCACUCGACAAAGUAGCAGACGUCAUUCCGGCGGCAGGCGUUCCAUCGGCAACUUAUUCCCACUCACAGGUGCAGGCAAUGCCAAGCACAUGCUGCACAUUGCCUCGCGCAUUUCGAAGGAUGUGAAUCUAUUGUAUGCAACCAAAGCAGAGCUUGAGCAAGCAGCAGAGGCAGCUAGGGAACAACAGGCGGAGGAAAAUGCUGCGGCUUUCACGGCAAGCCUGAUACACGAGCCAGUCGAAGAGGAAGGCUCGGAGAAGGAAUACAGCACAGGUAGCAGCACCAACAGUUCGGCCCAAGAAGAUGAAGAUAAUGUACUGGAACUUGAUAGCGACCUCGAAGAUUAUGACCACGAAGCUGCUGGAGAACGCAUUGGCUCCAUGCUGGAGAACCUGAAGUGUCAGGACCGCACUGAUAUCAUGGACUCUUUGCAUUCAUUUUAUCAGAUCCGCAGGGAAGCGGUGGAGAGCGAGAUUGCUGAACUUGAGACAUUGGAGAAGGAUUACUACGACAGGGAAGAGGAGACCAAGGAAUCUUUGAACAGUAUGGUGAAAGCUUUCGAAGCCAAAGGAAUUACUGAAGUACAAGUGCUUGUCAAGUGCAGUGCGACUCUGCAAGCUGGCGCGAAUGGCAGCUUCCGCAAGCGACAAAAGUUUUCGAAGGCGAAGGCGAAAGCCAAGAGCCGGCCUGCAACAGAGAGAAAAGUUUCUAUGGCCGAAGAGUCCCAAGAGAAGGAGCCUGAAGACGGCGAGUGGAAGCCAAAACGCUCGCUGAAGCCUUUUUUUGCAGAUGAUGUUAAGGAGGAGGUCGAGGAGGAGCCGGAAGAGGAGGAGGUGCCGGAAGCUGUCGUAAACGAGGAGGACCUGAAAGACCAAGACGUAUGGGAUCUGAACCGUGCGAGGGAGCUGUGGAGCCGGAUGAAUGAGAAGGCUGUCAAGGUGGCCGGAGGCAAAGGUUCAGCUAUUGAAAUUCUGCAGGCAAUGGUGGUGGUCCAGGAAGGCAGCGCGGAGCUGCAGCGACGAGCCGAGCUCGCCAAGAAGGCUACUGCCACCAUGAAUGCAGCCAUUGAGUUCCUCACGCGGAACUUCAAUGCCGGCAUUGUAAUUGACUUUGAGAAUCCCAAUCCUGAUGAUGAAGCAAUGGUGGAGUAUGUGAAGAGGCUGCGAAACAAAUUUUUGGCGGAAAUAGAUUUGGAUGAGACAGACGAAAUGCCAGAUGCGGAGGAGCUGGAGGAGGAAUGCCAAGAGCUAGAGCGAAUUCUUGGGGAGCAGGAUAGAGACAUUGAAGCAUUCCAGAGGCAGCGCGAAGAGAAGGAGAAAUCGCAGGAGGAGGAACAGGAUGCCAAACUCGAGAAGCUGCUGGACGACCGUCAGGAUCCAGCACCAGCAGAGGAGCCGUCGCGGCCUUCCAAGCAAAGUAAGUCUGCUGUUCUGGAUGCCCGCCUGGAGGGCAUCCAAAUCCAGGGAGCUCAACCAAAAGCCAGCGCUGCACAGAAGAUGAAGCAAGCAGCGAGGACAGCAGCUGCCAUCUCAUCGCUCAACCGCGAUGGUCCAGCAGGCGCUGCACGGACCUUCCACUCCGUGGAGGACUUCAAGGAUGACCCGAAGGUCAAAAUGCUUCGCGAGCACAUUGCGACAAAGGAUGGCCAGAUUGACCAAGCCCGGAAGCUACUGAAGCGAAUGCGAUUUGAGCGGCGGCUGCUUCGGUACUGUCGGAAGAAGGCGAAGGCUGGAUUUGACGACAUAGUGCAGGAGUUUGAGCCGCCCGUGUUUGAGGAUGUACCGUCCGCAGACGAUGUGUCCGAAGAAUCAGCCAGUGAGGAGGAGCCACCUCCGUCACCGCCUGCAGAGGGCGGGAAAGACCCAGAGGUGCCGCCGGAGUUGGAGAAGCCGAAGGAGUCAGAGAAGCCCAAGGAGUCCAAGGAGUCCAAGGAGUCCCAGGAGCUGAUGCAGUCAGAGGUGCCUGGGCAGCAAGAAAAGGCAGCCGCAGCGCACGCAGAGAACCACAAAGACGAAGAUGCUCCAGCUAGCCAAAGCCUGGUGAUCCCAGAGCGGAAGGGACCAAGCCUGGUCAGCAAGAUCAUGCAGUUGAGCAGCAAGAGCAACGAGGGCCUAGAGAUCGAGGCACAGCUGAAGAAAGAGGUCGAAGCCUUGCAAGCAACGCUAACUGACAGCUCCACCAGCUUGCGUGAGGAGAAGUCGCGUCAAAAAACGCUGCGCAAGGAGAUCAAAGACCUCCGCAAGGAGUUCCAUCAGCUUUCUUCUAGUGACCAAGAUGCCCCCAAGACAUUGGAAGGAUUGCAGGAGCAGAUCAAGUUUGAGGAGAAGGUAUAUCGUGACCUUCAAAAUCAGAUUGAUGAACUCAAGGCACAGGUUGGGCAGAAGUCAAUCAACAAAGCCGAAGGUACACCGCAGCACUCAGGCGAGGGCACGCAAACUGCACAACUGCAGCCAGUCGUGGUGGGACCGGAUGAUGCCAUGUCGCAUGAGACCAGCCCGGGUGCAGAUCGGUCGCGACCGCCCAGUGCAAGAGACGGAGACCAAACAUCAAGACCACCCAGCAGAGCUAUGACUCCCCAGAUGUCGGGGGUUGCCGUGGAGUCGCCGGAGUCCCCGACAAUUGCCGAACCACUGAGAUCUUCGAGCAUGCAGGCUGAACCUGCAGGGAGCUUCAGCGCAAAGCUGGACCCAUUGGGCAGAUCGUUCAGCGCCCGUGGCGAUCUUCCACCAGCGAGGUCUCCAAGUGCAAGGUCGGAUCAGCCCUCACGACCAUCCAGCUCCAGAAGCAUCCGAGAAACGCACGGUGACAUCGAAGAAGAUCCAGGGACAUCGGCAGGGAUGCCACAGGCUACGGAAGUCCCCGAACUGGGCGCUGCUGACACAAGAGACCUCCCUUCUCAACCCAGGGUGCAAGCGAUGCCUUCAACGGCUCAAGAAGAUGAGCGUUCUCCGACGAGUCUACAGAGACUGGCUGUACGCAGCCCUUCUGUGGGAAGCGAGGUGGCCGAGGCUGCAAACAAAGGCACAAUGUCGGUCCAAGAGGAGGCUACCAAUUCUGUCGCAGAGCUCGUGAAGGUCCAAGCACGCACAGAGGAAAUGCGGGAUGAAAUCCACGACAUUGAUGCCAAACUGAAAAAGCUUAAGGCAUUGCUCAAGAGUAAGGGUGAUGUCGACAUAGUUGUUGCUGUGCGUGAGAUCUUGGGCCUUGUGCAUGAGGAAGAGGUGAAAGCGCCGCCUGCGUAUCACCAGUUCCGACGUGAGCUGAAGGAUCAGCAGGACAAGAUUCGAAUACUACGCAAGAAAUGGUGGGACGACCACCGGGACUUCGAUGGCUUGGUAGACAAGGUGCGCAACCAGAUGGGUGGAAAUCGCAGCAUCUUCGCCGGACCAGACAGCAAGGAUCUAUCCGUGCAAGGAGCAGAGCAUGCGGCCGCUCCUGUUCAUGCUCACGACCUGGCAGAGUCUGGCCUUGGUGACAUUCAUGAGGUCAAGACGAACCAUGGCUUUCGAGGAUCUGUAGCUGCAGCUGCUGUAAGGCCACCGUCCAAAGAGCCAAGCCAGCCCGUUCAACCCAAGACAAACGAUAACCGCAGGCUUAGUGGGCUGAAGGGCUUCGGUGCUUUCAGCGCUAUGAAUCAAGGCACCGUGAUGAGGGCUGUUGCAGUGACGGACGACAAUCCCCGCUCGCGCUACUCGAAAGUCAUGCAGGCCACCCAGGUCACACAGGAGCGCAAGUCGCCGAGAUCACUUUUCGGGUAG